GGGUCUUAAAGUAUAAUCACAGUUAUCGUGAACAGUGUGGUCUAUUUAUUGUUUGUGUUUAACUUUAUUUGUGUGAUCACCAGCCAACGAAGACUGGACUUUAGGGGGAGUGUCCUGUGAUAAUUGGCCAAUCCAUAAGGAGGGUAGGUUAAUGAACCUCCCUUUCAUCUGGUCUACAUACAAUACUGUAUGUCCUCUGACAUUGCACAUUGCUUAAUCUGACACCCUCACACAUCUUUGAACUCUGUAUUCAUUCACAGAACAUCUCCCUCCCUCUCGCCAGAGGAGUAGACAAUGUCCUCAUGCAGCACUCCAGCCUUCUCAUGUUGCAAUGAAUCUCCUUCGCGCAAUAUUCUAUCUAGCCAAGGAGAGGCGCUGUUACCACAGAUGACGAACUACCUCUAGUUGUUGGAGGACUAUGUUGUAAAAUCUUUCAAUUAGUUAUAUUUCGAUAUAGUUCAAAUGCUGGGAGAUUUGGUCGAUUGCGCAAUUAACAACUUAACCGGAGGAUGCACCACUUCAACGACCCAAAACCAAAGGUUAUAUUGUUGUUGAGGACAGUGCCGUUUUAUUCUGACUGACUGGUUAGCUGCUAGCCAACAGUUGGGAGUUGCUAGCUACCCAGCUAGCUAAUCUUAAAAAGUCACGUCUCCAGCUGGCCUGCUAACCUAAUUUACGUUAACAUUUGUUGUAAGGGAUAGAUCUCGCUAGUUUAUUGUUUUUCAAUGCGUUGUUUGUUUAGCCUUUGUUCAACCAUAUGAAUUGGGUUUCUGGGUGUUUUAUUAUAAGGUUAGCUUGCUAGCUAGCUACGAAUAGUCGCUUGCAGUAACUGGAGUCAAAAGUCUGACUUCAUUUAACAAAAUGAGAUAGAAGGAAGACACCAAGUACAUUUCCCGCUGAUUUUAGCGGCUCUGAAUUGGAUCGAAAGCUUUGUGUGUGAGGCCUGCAGGUCGGGCUUUCACCGAGCUAGAUUAGGACCGUACGCCGCCUGUGAACACUCUUAGGACGACAGCUCGCGCUGCUAGGCUGGAGGCCGGGGAUUUCAAUAAAUGGAACGAAUGGAAGUGGACCAGUGCGCAGGCGCAACUACCGGGAGCGGAGGAGGGGCCCUUCGUAGAUCGAACAGCGCCCCCAUGAUCACAAGUGUCAGUGAUGGUAUGACAGUGUUCAGUCCAACUAGUUCAGUCCGGUAUCGGCGGAGCAGUGUCUCUGUGAAUCCCAGUUGCCCUUAUCGGGCCGCCCCCUUGUCCCCUUUCUCAUUGGGUGGUGAGAGACCAGACCACAAAAGGCAGGUUGAGAAUAUGGAGAUGACACUCAGGGGGAGUCUUCAGAGACUAAGGUAUGGUAGUGAAACGCUGUACAAAUUCACAUACAUACACACUACUAUGUUUUCUCUCUCUUGCUGUAGUGCUUCCAACCUGGUCCCUCCUCCUGUCAGUCACUGGCAUGACCAUUCAUCAGGGGGAUUCCAUUCACAGGACAGUGGUGUCACACCCAAUUCGUCCCCUAGUCCAACUCGAAGGUUUAGGGGGCCUACAGUCAGUUCUACUGUGAGAUGGCCUGCCCUGACGCCACUGAAAAGGAAAGGUAAGAACGAUGCUUCAAGAAUAGUGCUUACUUUGCUCAGUCUUGGUGUGUGUGUGUUUGUCUGUGUUCUCUCCUCCAUCCUGUUGUUCUGCCAUGUAGGAGGUGUGGAGUCUGAUGGCCCGCCCAAGAAGCUGUUUGUUGCCGGGGUAACAGAACCUGCUCACCGGACUAGUUACACAGUCAGUGUGUCCCAGGCAUCAGCAGACUCUCCUACAGGUGGUGUGUCUGUGUGUGAUGCCAGUCCCCAGGGUAGUCCACUGUCCCUGUCUCCUCCCCCCUCUUACCAGCCCAACAUCUAGACACCCCAACACUAGGAGCCUAUCAUAGACCAGGACUACAGUCAGCCUGUCAGGGCCCUGGAUCCCUCUCAACACAGUCCACCUACAGAGCCUGGGAAUCAACUCAGUAAGACUAUCAGAACCUUAGUUUCUACGCAAUCUGCCUAUCAGGGAGCACUCCUCUCUCUCAAACCAUCAGAGCCUUGGGGAAACAUGGCUCCUGAAGUAAUCAGAUCUGGAUUUGUAAUCAAGAUAAUAUCUAGAUGUUAAUCAAAAGGUUGCAGGAAAUGCCCUGCUAAAGGAAGUUGGUGACCAGCGCAUUGUAAGGUAGUGUCAGGGUGAAGAGAUUGUGAUGACAAUGGGAAAGAACUUAGAAAAUAAUUUGACUAACUUCUGGACUCACUUUUCGCUGUAGUUGACAUGUGGGUUGUGUUGUGAUAACCAAUGUCAACUAUGGUUGUAAUUUUCCUUGUUGGGAUUUUCUUUUUCUCAUAUCCAGAGGUGUUACUGGUACUGUAAAACAGAAUGACUUCCAAUAGUCUUCCAAUAGUCAAGAAAAGACCUUGUCUGAAGUUGUGUUCAGGGGUAACGGUGAGGGAACGUUAUAUCCCACUGAACGGGACCCAAUGGUCCAGUAUUCUUUGAUAGUCCAGAAGUUAGCGCUCAAACAUGAGACAUUAAGUCACCACAGCGGACUGCCGAGCCGGUGUAUAUGUGAAUAGUGUAUUGACAUGUGAAUACGAGGAUAUAACCAGGGCUGCCUUUAUGGCCCCUCACCUUCUCUGGCUGUGGGGGUUUGUACUGUAAAUAUAGAAUCCCCAAGCAAAGCUCUGCCCAGAGGACCCUCCCAAUCCUGGUCCUUAAGGGCUCAAUCCUAAUGAUUUUUCUGCGUGGAUACUGGUAACUCAAAUUUUAGCACAAAUCUGUCAUUGACAUGACAGAGCAAUUCCACUGUAUCAGAGUGACACAAACCAUGUUUCCAUCCACAGUUUUUAUGCCAGUAAAGUCAUUGUAUAAAAACAUUUUUUUAAGACAGCUGUGAUGGUAACAGGACGUUUCAGUACAAUUUCCUAAAUGCCGACAGAUAAUUUGUUAAUUCGACAUGAUGGGAUCUUUUUGUCUGUAAAAUAAAUUAUGCGAGAAAUGGCUUUAUGCUCUAAUAUUGAUAAAAUAACCAUCAUAUCGAAGUAAACUUAGUCACACAAUGAUGUGUUGUCCUCCCACUACAACUCAGGGAAACCAUGCAGUUUAUUAGCCUACAGAUUAAAUAAAUUAUGAACUUCACAGGGUGGGGAAAGUGCACAAUGCUCCUUUGUAAUAAAUAUCGAGAGUCUAAUUCUGGUGACAUGAUGAUCGAUACUUGACUGCCAUUUUGACAAAUAAAAAUAUUCUUGCUCUUAUCCAUAAUAAUCUCAUCAUGUAGACUAGGCAACCUGCAUUGUAUUGUCUAGAGCGCAGGUGCCAAGACCAGAGUAGGCACAUUUGCUAUUUAACACAACUGUUUGUGACCAAAGUAUUGGUAGAGUGAAAACUUAAGCGAAAAAGUAUGUUUUGUGUGCACUGUCAUCACACACCGAUUAUUAUCGGUCAGUUUGGUGGAAACCACCACCGUAUUUUAGAAUAUUCAAAUGAUAAUCUGUCGCCAAUUGGAUGGAAACCUAGCUACAGACUCACAUUUUAAAUAGUUUUUUCUAUGUCAAACACCAUACAACUCUAUGCACAAGGACUACUUUGAACAAUUUCACCUGAAAGUUUUACAACACAUUUACUUGACGAAGGAAUCACCUCUUGACAGGUGUGUGUGUGUGUUCUUUAGUUAGAUAGAAAGGACCAGGACUGGGGAUCUCAGUCCUCUGGGUAGAGUGUGAUAUUACCCUUUUUCUAUAUGAGUACUUUAACAGAGGUAGUCUGUGGGGUGUUAACAUACAUUUUUCCCAUGGAUUACAUUGCUGACCAGUCUUAUUCAAAUUCUGUAAAGUGGUAUGGUUAUACAUGCUCAGUACCCUGGUAGAUAGAUAACAUAAGUGACAUCAAGGGCAUAUCAUGUUGUUUGGGUUGAUGUAAUUUAUGGGAAAGUUAUGUGGUUUUUAACUGACUAUGUAACCUCCAGACCUUUUGACUUGUGAAAUAUAUAGUCUAUAUAAGCUGCAGUGUCUUAUACAAAAACAGAAUGUUAUCGACAGUAACUGUAAUACUCUUAAUUCAAAUACCCUUUCCAGAGCUGAGUUUUACAGCAAAUGUCUCCUUUUUGUAGACCUUCUACUUCCAAUUUCACACAGUAUUAGUUUCACAUUAUUAAUCAAUAUGGCUGUUACACGAAUGGGAUCAUAUCCUGAUUUUAAGACAUGCUGUUGCUUUGUAUAUUUUGCUUCAUUUGCUCGUUUCUCAUCAGGUUACUCUCUGUCCUGUCUCAGAGAAGUGCUUGGGUCAGCAAGGGUUGAGGGUCAUCUGCUGAUCUUAACCACUGAUUUUAGAUGAAGGAAUUUUGUUUUUCCUUAGUGACAAUCAGUGAAUUUGGAGGGAAAUAAAAAACCUCCAGUUCAAGUUAUAUUCAUGUUCACUUAUUCUCAAGACUGUAGUUAUAUUUUGACUGCAUACAUUGUUUAGAUUGACAACCAGCAUCACAGCUCCAUUUCUCGCCAAGGUGUAUGAUUGAGAUCCUAGUGUAGAUGAUCAACUCACGUUGCCAAAGCCAAAUGAUUACCUUUUGAUACUCAUUGUACAGACAGACUAGCUUUCAGACACAUGUAUUCGAUACUCUUUCCUAAUUAUGGGGAGAUAUCCUGUAAAUGCAUACUGAGUCAAAUGACAUGAACAUCCACAGAAGAUGCUGAUCUGUCUGAUAUAGCUAACUCCAUUUUAAUCUGCGGUUAACCUACAAGUAAAACUUGCAAUCAAAUGGCACUAACAUUCAAUGGUAGUUUCACCAAUCCCAUCCUUGUUGCAGAAGAUAAACUAGAGGGAAAUAAAUACAUUUGGACAUGAUCUGAAGCCAAAUAUAAAAUAUUUAAAUAAUCUGUUGAUGUUCAUUGUAGUUGACCCACAGGGUUUGCAUGCCUUAUCAGCAGUGUGUCCCGUCAUAUGAGACCACUGCCUGUAGGAGAUAAGCCUGGGUCUGACCAAGGUGACAUAUCUAGGAGACAAACAGAAGCCACGUCUGGCCGUCUCAAUUGCAAUACUUCAACAAGGAGACCAGCAGGUUGUUGCGAGGUCAGUUAAAAACACUUGUAUUGCCAUUUACUGAUUAUUUUAUUGUUUCCUUUUCAUUAUUGUUGCUGUUGUCAUUAUACAAAAUAUCACGUAAAAAAAAAAAAAAAAUGUGAACAGCCACAAUCUUAAAAAUGAUUGUUUUCCAAAUAUGACAUGUCAGUGUUAGACGGCUCCUUUUACCCUUUUUAUUUUUAUUUUUUACUGACAAUAGAAUAAAACAGAGAGAGAGAGAAGAGGUGAGAAAGGAAAUUAAAGCACAUUGCCAGAACAUUCAGACAAGUAUUUUCAAACUGUAAAUAGCUUUGACAAGUCUCUACAUAAAGAGAAGAUUGUAUUUUUAUGGAACUGUAAGCACAAGAAAGUGAGAAUGUACACCUUUUAAAUAUUGUAUUAUAUAUAUAUAUAUAAAUAAAUAUCAUGAUAAAAAGUCA
Messenger RNA from Oncorhynchus nerka (sockeye salmon), 5506 nucleotides. Its product is annotated as P2R1A-PPP2R2A-interacting phosphatase regulator 1-like. The record is from RefSeq and is a predicted model, not a curated record. NCBI's taxonomy places the organism in Eukaryota, Metazoa, Chordata, Actinopteri, Salmoniformes, Salmonidae. The transcript is spliced from 7 exons. Gene Ontology annotation, molecular function: protein serine/threonine phosphatase inhibitor activity. Bases 1050 to 1886 code for a protein of 278 amino acids.